This is a messenger RNA of Scylla paramamosain (green mud crab), 1883 nucleotides long. RefSeq lists its product as uncharacterized. Lineage: Eukaryota; Metazoa; Arthropoda; Malacostraca; Decapoda; Portunidae. The record is from RefSeq and is a predicted model, not a curated record. Gene Ontology annotation, molecular function: phosphopantothenoylcysteine decarboxylase activity; FMN binding. Gene Ontology annotation, cellular component: phosphopantothenoylcysteine decarboxylase complex. The coding region runs from base 1 to 807 and encodes 268 amino acids. The transcript has 2 exons. Gene Ontology annotation, biological process: coenzyme A biosynthetic process.
AUGUCUCAGCUGCCUCCCCUUGGUACUGGCCCCCGUGUCCUGCUGGGUUGCACAGGCAGUGUGGCAACCAUCAAGGUGCCUGAACUGGCACGGCGACUGCAGGAGCGUGGGGCAAGUGUAGUCAUUGUGCCCACCAAGAAUGCAUGCCACUUCUUGAGAACGCAGGCUAAAGUAGAUACUGGUCCUCGAAGGAGAACAGCUAGUGGUGGCAGUAUCUUUCCCAGUCAGGAAAGGAAAACUUCUAAUAAUGGUGAGCUAAGGUGCAGUGACAGUGAGGAGCAGAACAGCAGCAGUGACCCAUGCAGCCAGUGUGGGAGCCGAAGUCCCAUGGGAGUGAUGGCAGCAGGUGGGGAUGACAGUGCUGUGAGAUCCCUCUACCCUGACCUCAAGUUUAUCCUAGACCAAGAUGAGUGGUCUGCUUGGAAUGGUCGUGGAGAUCCAGUACUUCACAUACAACUAAGGGACUGGGCACAAGUGAUGGUCAUUGCACCCUUGGAUGCUAACACCAUGGCCAAGAUGGCCCAGGGACUCUGUGACAACCUGCUGACAUGCAUUGUUCGUGCAUGGGAUGUGAUGCGGCCUCUGGUAUUCUGUCCUGCCAUGAACACACACAUGUACAAACAUCCGCUCACCAUGCGACACACUGCAAUGCUCAAGGAUCUUGGAUAUAUUGAAGUGUGUGUAGUGUCCAAGAGGCUGGCGUGUGGAGAUAUUGGGCCUGGAGCCAUGGCGGAACUGGACAAUAUAGUCAACGCUGUAAUGCAAGAAUUGCCAGGUGCUCAGAGAAUUGCUCAUGGGCCCUUCUAGUCAAGGAGGGGUGAAUUCCUAUCUUAUCAAGUAUGCCACAUGUGUAUGCAAGAAAUAUUCAAUACUUUUCCUAAAAAUUUCAGAUGAAUCCCUUCAGAUGUGAAUGGCAAAAGUCUUUAUUCUGCAAGGACUUCUACUCAAACCAACAUUUUUAUGCAAUACUAUGUAUUCACAAGUGGCUAACCAUGCGCACAAAUAAAUGUAUAUCAGUACCAAUUGUAUAGCAAUCAGGGAAUAUCAGGAGACUUAUAAGUAAACAGUAGUGAUUUGUAGAAUGUGUAAUAAAAUGAAGCUUAUACACAUUGAAAAAUCUUUUUUGACAGUGCCCUGGAAAGAGGGAGGGAGAGUGGUGUGAUGGUACAGCAGGCACUAGAUCAACAAACUACUACACUAUUGGUAAUCACUUAUGGCUAAGAUGGUAACACUAGGUACUCAUUUAGCAUAGUAUAGUUUGCUGAUGCCUCUUCCUUGGCCCCUGAGGUGUUGUCAUGACAGAAAUCUUCAUUAGCACCACCUGUUCAUGCACCUCAUCCUUUUGCAUUCUAGUCUCUUGUAGCACUUGUAGCUCUUACUUAUUGUGCUUAUUAUAUCAAGCAUUCAAAUACUGGCCACAAACAUGUCUCUAACUUGCUGUUUUUCUGUGUUUUAGAAACUAUACUAUAUGUAGCAUGGAUAGAAACAAAAGAAAGCAAUCCAGAACAGACCAUGAGGCGGAAUAAAGACCCUUGAUAUGAUAGACAUGAGAUCCAAACACAACCCACCAAGCCAUGAGUAAUUUCUAAUAGCCCAGUUAGUCUCACACUAACUGCCACUACAGGAAGAGCAGGCCCAUAAGACUGCCCUUCAUUCUCACCCUUACAAGUUUUUAUUAUUAUUACUUUUUUUCCAUUCCUGAAGGCUAUGAUUAAUUAACAAAUAUGGUUGUAAAACUUUUUUAUUGAGAAUGUUACCCAUGGCCUUAUUGAAUGCCUUCCAUUAUAACAUUUUCCCCUGUAAGCCAUGCUUUUAACUUUGUUUUGGGUAUUUUUUAUUCACCUGUAAGUUAUGCCCUCCAAAUAAAGGAAAUCCCUCUGGAA